CUAUGUCGGUAUUUCCAUGACAUCGUAAGACGUACUCCAAAAUUGCGAAAGUUUUGUGCCGCGCUUGUCGCCUGAUUAUCCGAUAUGAGAGAACUCAAAUUUUAGAUGCCUAGUCAAAGAAACUUGUUUAUCUCUAAAAAACAAACUUUUCUAUUCGACAUUGGGCGUCGUACACAUCGAUGACAUCAAGCAGCUUGUGAAUCUCCCAUUAUUCAAUAUGCUUGAUGCUUCGUGUGUGUUUCUGGUUACUUGUAGUGGAAAGUGUUGAAAAGUACUGAAGGACUUUGGUGAAAGCGAAGAAAUCUGAGUGUUCUUGUCGUCGAUAUUAAGUCAAAAACUCAGUCGAAUAAAAUGUCUUUCCUUCGCGGCUCUGCGAAUUAUGUCUGGUGCACUACCAGUGUACUUGGCAAAGGUGCAACCGGUGCGGUGUUCCAAGGUGUUAAUAAAAACAACGGCGAGCCCGUAGCAGUAAAAACGUUCAAUCAGCUAAGCCACAUGCGACCGCACGACGUACAAAUGCGAGAGUUCGAGGUACUGAAAAAGGUCAAACACGAGAACAUCGUGAAACUGUUGGCGAUUGAAGAAGAACAGGAUGGUCGGGGCAAGGUAAUUGUCAUGGAACUCUGCACUGGCGGUAGCCUCUUCAACAUCCUUGAUGAUCCUGAAAACACGUACGGCUUGGUAGAAAGUGAGUUCCUGUUGGUACUGGAACACCUGUCAGCUGGUAUGAAACAUCUACGUGACAACAAUCUGGUUCACCGGGAUUUGAAGCCAGGUAAUAUAAUGAAAUUCAUUGCUGAUGAUGGUAGCACAAUAUACAAGCUUACUGAUUUCGGGGCUGCUCGGGAAUUACAGGAGGAUCAGCAAUUUGUUUCUCUGUAUGGUACUGAGGAAUACCUGCAUCCGGACAUGUAUGAGCGUGCAGUCUUAAGGAAGCCUGUCAGUAAAACAUUCGGCGCAACUGUUGAUUUGUGGUCCAUAGGAGUGACUCUCUAUCACGUCGCCACGGGGAAUCUGCCAUUCCGACCAUUUGGUGGACGAAGGAACAAAGAGACCAUGUUUUAUAUCACCACGAAGAAAAUGUCGGGCAUGAUAUCCGGACUACAAACCUCGGAGAAUGGGCCAAUCGAGUGGAGUAGAGAAUUGCCACAGAACUGUCAAUUGAGCAUAGGCCUGAAAAAGAUAGUAACACCAUUAUUAGCUGGCUUACUGGAGGUGGAUCCGCAGAGGAUCUGGAGCUUCGAGCGAUUCUUCAGCGAGGUCACUGACACACUGUGCAGGAAACCUAUUCAUAUAUUCAAUGUGCACAAGGCCAGCCUUAUCAAAGUCUUUUUACAUCCGGAAGAGAAGCUAGUUGCUCUACAGAUACACAUUCAAGACCAAACCGAAAUUGUGCCUCACGCGCAAAUAUUGCUUCUUGGCGAGGUUCCGCUUACAAAUCUCGUCGAGGAAUCCACACCAGGCAAGGGUUAUCCUAACACUAACAACGACAAACCGCUGAUGCUGUUCUCGCGGGAGAAUAAUAACGUGCUGUUGCCAGCGGAAAGCGAACUACCCAAGUUUCCCGUCUUCGCUAAUCUUGUCUCCGUAGAGAACGACGCCAGCCAAGCCAAAGUUGCAUGUUCCGUCGGACACGUCUGUAAACGAAGAAUUGAUAAGCUAGCAUUGUGCAGUAAACUCUCGCGCGACGCGAUAGAAGCAUUCAGCGGACUUUUGUCCAUAGAGCUUACCCGGGUAUUAGGAAAAUAUCAACACUCCAGGGAAUUCACAAAAGCCGUCGAGGAUACUAUGCUGGCGAUCGAGAGGAGCGAGAAUUUUGCCAAACAAGUCUUUUGCAAGUUCGGCAGCCAGAGCACAGUGGAGAUGAAGAGCUGGCGGAAAGAGCUCGAUGCGAAGAGCAAGGAACUCACGUCCGAACUGACGCCGGCGAUAGUGCAGCUUCAUCAAAGGUACGUGAAAGAAGGUAGUUUACGUGGAGAAUGGGACAACAGUACUCGCGAUCUAUGGUGCCCAUGGGCCACAAAGGCGAGCCAACGGGCAGCGACAUUGGUGGAUCGCUUGAGGGACGGCUGGCAACAUUUGCUGAGGGACCGUGCCACUCGCAGUCUUACUUACAACGACGAACAGUUUCAUGUUCUUGAGCGUAUUAAGGUGACAGAAACUGGACGCAGAUUGAAAGCGCUCCUCGAGACGGAAUGUAUCCCAGCUAUAACUCAGCGAUCUGAGUGUGUCGCCGAUUGGUAUAAAAUGGCGCAAACGGUAUAUCUGCAGACACAAAUAUUGGAUAAGGACAUAGACAGUUACGAGCAUGCAUUGGAAUCGUUCUCGUAUCGUUUAUCGCAAGAGAGCAAGGAACGCAACGAAAGCCUUUUGCAUUCGUUGGAUCGGUUGCCGAGCAAGUUGAAAACGACCGAAAAGACGAGCGUACCGGCUCAAGAGAGCACGAAGAAAUGGCGCAAUAUCUGCGACACGCAAGAACAAAUUACGGUAAUACUUUAUGAAAACGGUCGGCUCAUAGAUCAGCUUGACCAUUUGUCGGCGAUUGAUAGAUUGGAAAAUAUAGGGGAUUCGGAAUAUGAACUCUAAUGCGAGCAAUCUUGUCAUUUCUCCAUCAAUCCCAAUGGUACUUA
This is a messenger RNA of Harpegnathos saltator (Jerdon's jumping ant), 2630 nucleotides long. It is a transcript of the gene IKKepsilon, whose product is annotated as I-kappaB kinase epsilon. Bases 352 to 2586 code for a protein of 744 amino acids. NCBI's taxonomy places the organism in Eukaryota, Metazoa, Arthropoda, Insecta, Hymenoptera, Formicidae. The record is from RefSeq and is a predicted model, not a curated record. Gene Ontology annotation, biological process: peptidyl-serine phosphorylation. The transcript has 4 exons. Gene Ontology annotation, molecular function: protein serine/threonine kinase activity; ATP binding. Gene Ontology annotation, cellular component: cytoplasm.